This is a messenger RNA of Cloeon dipterum, 1350 nucleotides long. RefSeq lists its product as uncharacterized. The record is from RefSeq and is a predicted model, not a curated record. NCBI's taxonomy places the organism in Eukaryota, Metazoa, Arthropoda, Insecta, Ephemeroptera, Baetidae. The transcript is spliced from 4 exons. The coding region runs from base 138 to 1091 and encodes 317 amino acids.
CUCGCGCGGCUCGCGGCCGCUCGUUCGCGCUUGCUUAUUUUCAUUUAUAUAUUCUUCCUGCAGCGGUCGGCGGCGGUGGCUCGUCAACAAAAGUAACCACUAUUUCCUUCGUUUCCUGCGAGUGGAAUGCGUGAGCCAUGAGUCUGGUCUGCCUCGCAACCCCGUCGAAACAGCUCCUCGAGGAAGAGCCGGCUGAGGAUGUCGAAGGCCUGACGAAGCAGCUGCUGGCGUGCAGGGCCGCCCUCCGCCUGCAGAUCCAACGCUCGCAACAGUUGGUCGCUGCUUACAAUGCAAAACUGCAUGCAACCAACUGCAAGCUCAAGGAAGCCGAGGAAUUGUCCCAAAAGAGAUUCGCGUACUUGGCCAGAGCUGUCAUGGGCGCCGAGGCCAGCCUGCGCAGGAAACAGAAAGAAAUAAUCCAACAGUUGGCCACGAGAGAUGAGCAGAUAAGCGAGCAGCGUACCAAGAUUGAGCGGUUGAGCCAAGAGCCGCCGAAAACCACUCCGCCGCCGGUGCCUGCUCCAAGGAAGCCUCUGGCACCCAUUUGCAACAAGCCGCCCACCCCAUACAAACCCCCUGGACUCACCCUUAGUCUACCACCUCAGUACAAAAAGAAGCCUGCCUUGGAAAAGCUUGAAAAGCUGCCAGAGGAAGAAAAUGUGCAACCUCAGUCAAAUAGUGCACCAAGUGUACACCAAGAGUGCCUCAGUGAGCCAAUGCAAACCAGCAUUUCUCCUCCUUCCUCGACAGAUACCGCUAGUCCUGACACCCCCAUAGACCACUUCCACGACAACUUUGAGGAGUUCCACCUUGACUCUGAAAACAACUCUGAUGAAAACGACGAAGGAAUUUUGAAUCGGAAAUCAGGCGACGGUGCUGAAAAGCAGCAGCUAGUGCUCAAAUCCUUGACCCAGGGGUCUUACGAGGGUUUCCUCGAGGCCACCGGCCUGUCCCAGAAGUCAAUUCUCACCCCCAGCAGACUCAAUAGCCACCGUUCAGUGAUCAAACCCAGAGACAUUAAGUACCGCAGUAAAGCAAACAGGACUUUCUCUAAUGGAUCAAUCAAAUACUGGUCAGGACCGUACCUCUGAAGGUUGGGCCAUGUGCCCGGGAAGGAAGUGGUGUUUGUGAGAUUGAUAAAAGUCAUUACCUGCCUAAUCUAGUGCUCUAGUGCAUAUAUACUGAGGACGAGUGCUUUAAUUUUAUUAGGUAGAAAAACUAGGAUUAAAAAAUAUACCUCAAGAAUUUAUUUCUUUUACCGCGAAGAACGUGUUGAAAUUAAAUUUUUGCACUACUAUCUGAUGAAAAUAAAGCAUAAAUAUGUUAAAUAAAUCGUAAUAAUGGAUUGAA